Molecule: messenger RNA, 1262 nt
Organism: Bradysia coprophila
Lineage: Eukaryota; Metazoa; Arthropoda; Insecta; Diptera; Sciaridae
Gene: mRpS29
Product: mitochondrial ribosomal protein S29
Biological process (GO): apoptotic process
Cellular component (GO): mitochondrial small ribosomal subunit; mitochondrial ribosome
Molecular function (GO): structural constituent of ribosome
Source: RefSeq, a predicted model, not a curated record
AGCUCCGAGGUUAUGUUAUUUAUCGGACAGUUUUCGAGCAAGAAAUCACUCGGCAAAAUAUAAAUCAAUUGUGUCGACAUCAUGUUCCUAAGACGGGCUGCAUUUCAUAUUCAAUCCCGGUUGAUGCCUUGUUUCAGUACGGCAGCUGAAACAGUUAGUCAAUCCGAAAAUUUCCGGUCUGAAAACAACCCAUCCAAUCAAAGACCUCACGAAGUUGGUCGAUAUUAUAGGCUCGAUCCGAAUUUAAAGAAGCAGCUCUUCGCUCUUGGUGGGUUUCCAAAGGCCUACGAGAAACAAGCCAAAACAUUUGGCGAAACAUGUGUGAUGAUCCGCAAUCCAGCUCUGGAAGUGAUCAAUUACAUCAAGUCUUCGGAUCUAAAUCGUCCAACCAUUCGGUAUGUGCUCUACGGCGAUAAUGGAGUCGGGAAAUCGAUGACAUUGGCGCAUAUCUUACACUAUGGUCAUGAAAACGACUUCAUAUUGGUGCAUGUACCGUGGGUACCAAAUUGGUACAAAAAACCCAAAGAGAAGGCUUCCUCGCAAACACACGAAAAUUGUUACGACCUUCCCAUCGAUGCGGCGUCAUGGCUGAUACAUUUCAAGUCACAAAAUGCCAAGUUACUGCAGAAGCUGGAUUUGAAAUGUAGCAAGGACUACGUUUGGAGUAAGAGAGAAGUAACAGCGGCCGGUGCACCGUUGAUUGAAUUGAUAGAACAUGGCAUAGCUCGCAUUAAGUUCGCCUGCGAUAUAAUCGCUGUACUGUUGGAGGAACUAAAGGAACAGUCAGCACAGGGCAAGUGUAAAACAAUGGUCGGUAUUGACGGUUACAAUGCAUUUUUCUGGCCGAAAACGUAUAUGCACGGCGAGACAAGAGCGCAUAAGAUAACAACUGAUCAAAUCACGUUGACAAGGCCAUUCUUAAAUAUUACCAAUUACGAUUGGACGAAUGGUGUCUGUGUUUUGGUUGUAGAUAAAAUUGCAUUAACUGACGACAUAGAACCGGCAUCGGAGCUACCAAGAUAUUUGCUGACAGAGAAAGGUUUUGAGCAUCUCGACCCAUUCGUUCCAAUUCAUGUCGACAAGUAUUCCGAAUUAGAAUUUAAACGAUGCAUCGAAUAUUACCUGGAUAGACGGUGGAUACAGAAUCGUAGCGAUAGAUUCGACGAAGAAGUGAAAUUCGUUAGUGGAAUGAAUCCGUAUGCUUUAAUGCAAAGAUGUGCACCGCUGUAGAAUACUGAAUCAUUAAAUUAGUUUACGUUUUA